GCUCACUACUUGAUCAACUAGAACGAACUCUGGCACUUGAUGCAAGCCGCCUGGCUUUGUUGUAUUUUUGGGUACGUCGGUAGUUCUGAGUCGCAUUUUGAUUUUUCAGGUUACAAACGCAAGCCGCACUCUUUCCAGCGUUUUUGAUGACAUUUCGAUUUCGCCUCUUUAUCUUACUUCAAAGUGGAUUAGGCAUCCUAUCGCAUUAUCGUGAAUAUUAAAACAAAAUGGUUGAAGUUUUGCGAGCCCCCGACGACGAUCGGAGCUGGGAUUGCUCGCAGUGUCAGCACACAAACGUCGCUGUGGUAAUCCGGAUUUCUCGUCCCUUUACACAAAGUUUUUUUGAUGAUUUAGCUGAACAAGAGGAUAAUUCGAAUUCCUAUAGUACUCACUUCUUCGCGAAAAAUGUGGCGAGGACUUGUAUCACAAAAGGAAAAGUGUGAAGAUCAAAACCUUUAUCAGGUCGAGUGCAUCUGCAAAACCUGGCUCUGCAUCAAGUGUGGGAACCGGAACCUAAAUUUUUCCGGUCGUCUGGAGUGUAACCGCAAGGCCUGCAAGCAGUGGAAAACGACGGAGAUAACCGAUUUCGAGCUCCUGACUAUUCGCGAAGGUCGCGACAGUUUUCUGGCUCAAUUUUGCCGAAGCCCGACCUAAUGCAUGAGAUUUCUGUAGUCAUGAUCUGCGCCGCGCUAAUCAAUACCGAAUGAGCCUGGUUGCUUUACAUGGUGAUGAAAUUUCAGAAAAAAGUACCGCGAGCUCCGGCAGUUUCGACUCGCCAGACCUCACAUCUCGAAGGAGUUGCUCCCGGUGUGGUUGCUUGAAGUCCUGAAAAAUUUUGCCUUCCACGGACUUGAAGAACCCGUUAUCGCGGCGCGGGUCGCGCCAAUGUUUUCGGUGGGAGUCUGGCCCGAGCCCACCUGAUCAACAGGCUGCUCGACAAAGUCAACAGUGGCUCAAGGCCCAUCCUCGCCCAUGGCAAUGGGAGACACAACAUCUUUCUGGCGUACGACAAUACACGCCAGUCCUCGCAGGGUUUAGGGUUAGCGUUCCGUCCCCAAGGUGGUGCAACAUGAGAACCUCCGGAUCUGAGGCGUGCCUCGGCGACCCAUCGACCGUUGUGGCCCCUGCUGGGUCCGCGCUAUCCUCAAUGAAAAAAUGGGACUCAAAUUUAGCUACUCUUGAUUUGCUGUAGUGGGACCCGAAAAGUAGAAGAUAGCUAGACUAUUGCAGUUCUGGAAUGUGUCAAUGGCUAGCUAGAUCAAAACAUGUUUUCUCAUCGAUCAAAAGCGUAUUCUUUUCCAGAUGCAGGUAGAAGCCGGCACCCAGACGCCGCGGCCUAGUCGCUCGGCAGUGGUGCGGACGGGAACGAGGAUAAAGUCGCUGCUCUGGGUUGUUCCUGGAAAUGCGAGGUGGUGGCCACUGCGGUGACGAACUCGAGGCCGACCCUGGAGACCGGAGGCGGAGUCGACGAAUGGGCGUCGGAGAAUGAAAAAAUUUGAAAAAUUUCGUCUGCGGACAAAAUUCACGUUAGUAUGCAAGCAGUGGAAAACGACGGAGAUAACCGAUUUCGAGUUUAUCAAAAAG
Amoebophrya sp. A120 is the source of this 1584-nucleotide messenger RNA. The record is from the annotation of a GenBank genome assembly. Lineage: Eukaryota; Dinophyceae; Syndiniales; Amoebophryaceae.